Penicillium subrubescens is the source of this 1488-nucleotide messenger RNA. Its product is annotated as putative C6 transcription factor. The coding region runs from base 1 to 1488 and encodes 495 amino acids. Gene Ontology annotation, biological process: positive regulation of transcription by RNA polymerase II. The record is from RefSeq and is a predicted model, not a curated record. NCBI's taxonomy places the organism in Eukaryota, Fungi, Ascomycota, Eurotiomycetes, Eurotiales, Aspergillaceae. The transcript has a single exon. Gene Ontology annotation, cellular component: nucleus. Gene Ontology annotation, molecular function: transcription cis-regulatory region binding; DNA-binding transcription factor activity.
AUGGAAGAGCCUGUCGCAACAGUUAUACCAGACACAAGGAUGCCAGAAUCCUUCAAUAAUGCGCCAUUAUUUGAAGAAGAAGCUUUUCUCUCCCCAGGGACAUUUUCCAGUGCGGAUGAAUAUGCCGCCAACCCGCGAUUCCUCGAGUUGCAAGAGGAACUUCGCUGUGUGCUUUUCUCUUCUGUUGCCAGCCUUGAUCCUGGUGAAUACACUUCACCAGUCCCUUCAGCACCAGUCUCUUCGGAACAAUCAGAGGGGCCCACGAAAUCGCGACCAACACUAGAUUUUACAAGGGUGUCUAUUCCUAAAAUUCGACUUAUCUUCUACCUCAAAAAUUGGAUUACUGAAUGUGCGCCUUAUCUCGAUAAAUUUGACGAGUCGCGUCAUUUUGGUGUGCACAUUCCGAUCCUCGCGCAGCGAUCGCCCGCUUUGUUUUACGCUAUUCUUGCAUUCUCCGCUCGUCAGACGGAGCGAAAGGCUUGUCUCGACAAGGCAUAUGAUAGCUUGGAGCUUUAUCAAGAAUCGAUUAGGCUGCUGGCACCUUUACUCCAGGCGAAAGAUCCUGAUGUUCUGGUCACAGUAUGUAUCCUAGCGGUCAUGGAGCUGAUGUCCGUUAGUCCACGCGACUGGAGGAGACACGUCGAAGGGUGCGCGGCUCUCUUCGACUCGUUUAACGUGAACGGGCUAUCCGGAGGUCAUCUUUCCGCUACCUUCUGGACCUAUGCGCGCAUGGAACUCUGCGGCGCCAUAAUUUCUGGUGGUACCGAGUCUACAGUCCUUCCAUUGGAGAAAUGGGUCCCUGAUCUACCGAAGACGAUAAGUCCCAGGGAGAGAGAACUCAUGAUCCGAGAUAUGUUCUACCAAGACGGCUGUGCCUCUCCAGAUAUGCACGCAAACUGGGCCGUGUAUCUCUGCGCAAAGACAUGUGAUCUAUCCUGCCGCCAAACUAGAUACGUGGAACUGGGCGAGAUGGAAGUCGGUGAAAUGGUGGAAGAUACCCGCCCCUUCGCCGAACAAUGGGCCUGCCUUUGGGAAGAGCUACAAUUCUGGCUUGAAAAAAGACCUCCGGCCAUGCUACCUAUUAAAACGACGGGUAUCGGGGGCGGUCAAAUAUUCCCAGAGAUCCUCUUCGCUCACUGGGCUGCUAUCUCAGGGAACCAACUUUAUCAUGCUGCUUGCAUCAUGAUGCUGGAUAUGAAACCCCCUGAGGCCGAGAAGCCUCCGGCCAAGCCACAUUACUCGUCUGUGUGGCACGCGCGCCGAGUUUGUGGGAUCUCUUUAACGAAUCCUCAUUCUGGAAAUCUGAUUAAUGCUAUCCAACCGCUGUACAUUGCGGGGAAACUUCUCAGUCAUCACAGUGAGCAUGUUGAGGUGGCAAAGCUGUUUAAGAUUGUUGAGGAGACGACUGGUUGGGGUGCACUGUGGAGGUUGAAGGAUCUUGAGCGGGCGUGGGGCUAUGAGCCGGGUGAAAUUUUGUCAGCGAUUUGA